Molecule: messenger RNA, 1765 nt
Organism: Diprion similis
Lineage: Eukaryota; Metazoa; Arthropoda; Insecta; Hymenoptera; Diprionidae
Gene: Septin1
Product: septin-1
Exons: 6
Coding region: 366-1445 (359 amino acids)
Biological process (GO): cell division; regulation of exocytosis; cytoskeleton-dependent cytokinesis
Cellular component (GO): septin complex; cell division site; microtubule cytoskeleton
Molecular function (GO): GTPase activity; molecular adaptor activity; GTP binding
Source: RefSeq, a predicted model, not a curated record
GUGUUCCGAAUACGUGCUACAAAUAUUUCGGGCCAAAUUGGUGCUGCGAGCCAGAUAUCACGAUAGGCGAACGAGGCGUGCUGCCCCAGAUUCAACCAAUCGGGGCUACGAAUCCGGGGGAAAUUAGCCUAGGGAAAAUAUUCGCGAUAUAAUAUGGAACACGAGCUUUGUAGUCGGCGGGGUUGCUCGUACACGUUACUCAUAUUUUUUCAUCUGUCAAUUUCAGGGCUUAGAUAGGCUUGGGCUUGAUCACCCGGGACACCCAGAGUGCGAAUAAUUCUACGCGCUAGGUAUCAGUGAGAAAAUUGGAUUGAAAGGUGUAAUCAUAAGUUUACGAUAGAUAGUUUGAACUGAUCUAAGUAGGAAUGUCGAGCGAAAGCGUCAAAACGUUUGCCAGCCUUGAGACGCCUGGAUAUGUUGGCUUUGCUAAUCUACCAAAUCAGGUUCAUCGGAAGUCUGUUAAAAAAGGGUUCGAAUUCACUUUAAUGGUCGUUGGGGAGUCAGGCCUUGGAAAAUCAACGCUGGUGAAUAGCCUGUUUCUCACAGAUUUGUACCCGGAAAGAAUUAUUCCUGAUGCAGUUGAAAAAACGAAUCAGACUGUGAAACUUGAUGCUUCAACUGUAGAAAUUGAGGAACGAGGUGUGAAACUUAGAUUGACAGUAGUAGACACUCCUGGAUAUGGAGAUGCUAUCGACAAUACAGACAGUUUCAGGGCCAUUAUUCAGUAUAUUGAUGACCAAUUCGAAAGAUUUCUUAGAGACGAAAGUGGCCUUAAUCGUAGAAAUAUUGUGGAUAACAGAAUUCAUUGCUGUUUCUACUUUAUAUCUCCUUUUGGUCACGGGUUAAAGCCUUUGGAUAUUGAAUUUAUGAAACAACUGCACAACAAGGUCAAUAUUGUACCAGUCAUAGCAAAGGCGGAUGUUCUAACGAAAAAGGAAGUUCUUCGUUUGAAGAAACGUGUUAUGGAGGAAAUCGAAGGUAAUGGUAUCAAGAUAUACCCACUUCCAGACUGUGAUAGCGAUGAAGAUGAAGAUUACAAGGAGCAAGUGAGACAGUUGAAGGAAGCAGUACCAUUUGCAGUUUGUGGUGCAAAUACCCUCUUAGAAGUAAAAGGGAGAAAAGUUAGAGGGCGAUUGUAUCCGUGGGGUGUUGUGGAAGUAGAAAAUCCUGAUCAUUGUGACUUCAUAAAACUGAGGACAAUGCUUAUAACACACAUGCAAGAUCUUCAAGAAGUUACGCAAGAGGUUCAUUACGAAAAUUAUCGUUCUGAAAGAUUAGCCAAGGGAGCUCCCGCGCCACCGAGACGUCAAACGAUUAUAGAGUCCGAAAAGACGAAUAAUGUGAGUGAAAAAGACCGUAUUUUACAAGAAAAGGAAGCGGAAUUACGACGCAUGCAGGAAAUGGUGGCUCAAAUGCAGGCCCAAAUGCAACAACAACAACCUUAGAAUUCAAAAACAUUUGAAUAUAUCUUGAGGGUAAAAUCUCCAUCUUGCCAGGUGCCAAAAGUCGAAAGAAACUACAUUUCUGUCUUAAAUUUUGAUUCGCAAAAAGGAGUGGUCCAAUAAUUGGUAUUAUUUUUGGAAUUUACCAUUCCAAAAUUCCAGAUCAGAAUUGAUUUUAUUUUACCACUAAUUUGUAGGACAUAGUACAAUUUUUUUACUUCUCAUCAUAGUUUAUAAUUUUUUAAUUGUGAAUGUUUAUGUGCUGUGGGACGUGCAUAUUGAGUGAUAGAAGCUAAACCAAAAAAAAAAAUAACCAAGACACA